UGCCACGUGCCAGUGCCCAUCAGUGCUACAUAUCAGUGCAUACCAGUGCACAUCAAUGCCACAUAUCAGUGCCCAUCUGAGCUGCCUUUCAAUGUCACCCAUCAGUGCCAGUGCCCAGUCAAUGCCAAUCAGUGCCACCUAUCAAUGCCAAUCAGUGCCGCCUAUCAGUGCCGCCUAUCAGUGCCAUCAGUGCUGCCUUUCAGUGCCCAUCAGUGAUGCCUGUCAAUGCCCAUCAGUGCAACCUACUAGUGCCUCCUCAUAAGUGCCCAUCAGUGCCACCUAUCAGUGCCCAUCACUGCAGCCUCAUUAG
Staurois parvus is the source of this 310-nucleotide messenger RNA. The record is from the annotation of a GenBank genome assembly. Lineage: Eukaryota; Metazoa; Chordata; Amphibia; Anura; Ranidae.